Molecule: messenger RNA, 1737 nt
Organism: Diatraea saccharalis (sugarcane borer)
Lineage: Eukaryota; Metazoa; Arthropoda; Insecta; Lepidoptera; Crambidae
Source: the annotation of a GenBank genome assembly
AUGGAUAACGCUGCCUAUCACUCAGUGCAGGAAGAUAAAAAGCCAACGAUGACCAACACAAAGGCUAACAUGCAGGCCUGGCUGCAAAGACAUAAUGUCGAAUUUGAUAAUUCCUUAAGAAAAUGUGACCUGCUUAAGCUGAUUAAGCAGAAUGGUUCUGAAAAUGUUUAUAAGAUUGAUGAAUUGCUCAAAGCUGCGGGUCACGAAGUAUUAAGACUUCCCCCCUACCACCCAGACUUAAAUCCUAUUGAGUUGGUUUGGGGGGAUAUCAAAGGUCAACUGGCAAGAAACGAACUGGAUAGUAAUUUAGAUAAAAAGAAGAUUGCACUAGAGCAAUUAUUCAACGAAUUUCCAGCAGAAAAAUGGGCAGCAUGUGACAGUCAUGUCGAAAAAAUUGAAGAUGAUUAUUGUCUUUGCACGCUUACGGGCGCGCCUUGCGAAUCGGUAUCUUUACAAGCUGGUGGCGCGGGAGGAGGGGCGGGGGGCGGAGCACCUCUCGAACAGCUGGACCGGGAUCUUGUGUGGGCGCAGCUGCUGUCCUCCCGCCAGGCCUGCUUCUUGAUGGGCGCCAGUUGCGGUGGUGGCAACAUGAAGGUCGAUGAAGAAGAGUAUCAGCGUUUAGGCCUUCGCCCCCGUCACGCUUACUCGGUGUUAGACGUUGUGGAAGUAGCCGGACCCACUCGUCUACUCCGCUUACGGAACCCUUGGGGGCAUUACACAUGGAGGGGCGCUUGGGCCCACGGAUGUCCAAGAUGGACGGACGAGUCCAGGAGAGCUGUCCAAGCCCAUUCUGGAAGCUCAGACGCUGAUAGAGACCAAGGGGUAUUCUGGAUCAGCUUCGAUGACGUUUUAAAGUACUUUGAUUGUAUAGAUAUUUGUAAGGUGCGAGUGGGAUGGCACGAGGUAAGACUAGCCGGUAUACUUCCGCCGAUGUCUUCAACAAGGCACCUGACAUGUUUACUGUUGACUGCCACACAACCCACCGAAGUAGACUUCACGUUGUUUCAAGAAGGUCAAAGGAAUUCAGCUAAAAGUCAGCGUUCUCAAUUAGAUUUGUGCGUUGUUGUGUUCAGAACAAAAUCUGGACCUAAUGCGCAAGUCGGCAAACUUGUAGCACACAGCAAAAGACAGGUUCGCGGCUUUGUCGGUUGCCAUAAAAUGCUAGAAAAAGGCUUCUACCUAGUCGUAUGUUUGGCCUUCAAUCAUUGGCAUACUGGCCUCGAAUUAGCAGACAGUUCGGCUUGGCCUCGACAUGUGCUAGCAGCUCACUCAUCGAAGCCGUUAGCUGUUGAAAGGCCAUCUUUACAUCCGCAUAUAUUAGCCGAUGCCAUAAUAGGCCUCACGUUAGCUAGAGGCCAGCGGCAUGAAGGCCGACAGGGAAUGACUGCCUAUUAUCUAACCAAGGGUUGGGCAGGCCUUGUGGUAAUGGUGGAGAAUCGUCACACCGACAAAUGGAUUCACGUUAAAUGUGACUGCCAGGAGAGUUACAACGUGGUCUCCACCAGAGGAGAACUCAAGACGAUAGAUUCCGUGCCUCCUUUACAUAGACAAGUGAUAAUAGUACUAACCCAACUGGAAGGCAGCGGGGGUUUCUCAAUAGCCCACCGUCUCACGCACCGGUUGGCGGGCGGGGCCCGCCUGCAGGAUUGGGCCCCGCACGCUGACGGCGAGCCCCGCCACCGGCCCCCCCUAGCGCGACGACUACUCGGAUUACACGCGCCCCGCCUCAUCACUUAA